Molecule: messenger RNA, 709 nt
Organism: Phalaenopsis equestris
Lineage: Eukaryota; Viridiplantae; Streptophyta; Magnoliopsida; Asparagales; Orchidaceae
Product: putative germin-like protein 2-1
Exons: 2
Coding region: 1-675 (224 amino acids)
Cellular component (GO): cell wall
Molecular function (GO): manganese ion binding
Source: RefSeq, a predicted model, not a curated record
AUGGCUUUAUCUCAUGAGCUCCAGCUGCUGCUCAUUGCACUGCUCGCUUUGCCCACAUCUUUUGUAAUCGCCACCGAUCCCCCGCAACUCCAGGAUUUCUGUGUUGCAGACAUCAACUCCAACAUUAUUUUGAACGGGUUGGUGUGCAAAAACCCUAAGCUAGUGAGCGCGAAGGACUUCCUCUUCACAGGCUUGAACAAACCGGGCAACACGACGAACCAGCUGGGAUCAAAGGUGACGCCCGUCUCAGCAACGCAACUCCCGGGGUUAAACACUCUCGGCAUCUCCCUCGCCCGCAUAGACUUUGCUCCUUACGGCCUCAACCCUCCCCACACUCACCCGAGAGCCAGCGAGAUACUUGUGGUCAUAAAGGGCUCUCUCUUUGUUGGAUUCGUGACAUCCAAUCCGGACAAUAAGCUCUACACGGAGGUUCUGAAUGAGGGAGAUGUCUUUGUAUUUCCGCAAGGUCUCAUCCACUUUCAGCUCAAUAAUGGGAAUGGAGAUGCGGUGGCCAUUGCGGCGCUCAGCAGCCAGAAUCCGGGGGUGAUUACGAUCGCGAAUGCGGUGUUUGGAUCGAAGCCGCCUAUCUAUCGCUAUGUUUUGGAGAGGAGUUUCCAGCUUGAUGAGAAGACGGUGGAAAUACUGCAGGCCAAGUUCUGGAUGAACAAUAACUAGAGAUUCAACAUAUUACCUCUUUCUUGCUUGCUUG